AAAGAAAAAGAAAAAGAAUGUAACUUGCUAUGAAAAUUACUAUUAUUUUUGGCCAAGGCAUGCAGAAGUUCCUGGGUCAGGGAUUGAACCUGCGUCACAGCAGUGACCCAGGCCUCAAGGGAAUUCCUGAAAAUUAUUAUGUUGUGGUAGUUGCACAACAAAGUAGGAGCAGAUAAGGGAUUACAACCCAGCCUAGGGCUCUUUUCUUUGAACUCUGCUCAUUCCUAACUUUCAUUCCGGUGCAUGCCCAGCCCUACCGGAGUCUCCCUAGACACUCACCAGUACCUGGCAUCUUUUUUCUCUAUCCCUUUUCCAGCAGCCUCCACCUUGUCCCAUCCCUUGAAGCAAACCCUGCUGUCCUCUGCCUCAGCCAUGUGUCCCCAUCCCCCACCCUGUCUUCUCUGGUGAAACUUUUUUUGUGAAUGCAAGGAAAGUGUCCAGUGGCUUUCAGCCUGAGACAGACCCCCACUGGGAUUUAAUUGUCCUGCUUAGAGAGUCCUGCCUUUUCCCCUUCCUUUCCAUUAAUGGAAUCGCACCUUCGAAAGACACCUUCAAGAUGGCAGCCCCACCCUCCUGGCCCAGAAGAGGUACUUAUGCCCUACAAAGAGUUUGGCUGCCACAGGACCACUUCCUGCCUUCCCCAGCCCUCCUGCCACAUCCUGGGUGGCUGGGCCCACCCUCACCCUGUCUCGCCACCCCCCACACCCCACCUAGGCCUUUUCAGAGUGGUGAAGGAGACAGAGGUACUCCCAGUCUACAGGUGCUUCACCCUGAGUCCCCAGGUACCCCCGUGCCUGGCCCAAAAUGCCUCCACUCAUUCCUUUUUUUUUUUUUUUUUUUUCCCUUUCCUUUUUUUGGCUGCCCCAUGGCAUAUAGAGCUCCCAGGCCAGGGGCCAGAUCCUAGCUGCAGUUGUGACCUACCCCGCAGCUGCAGCAAUGCCAGAUCCUUUAACCCACUGUGCCAGGUCAGGGAUCGAACCAUCGUCCUGGCGCUACAGAGAUGCCGCCGAUCCUGUUGUGCCACAGCAGGAACUCCCAUUCCUUUCCAGUAAGGCACAUAUCAGUUCAUUUCAAAAUUCCUAACACCGUGGAGAACACUUAAUGAGUUCAUCAUCACUGUCAGCACCUUCAUGAGGACUAACCCAUGUUAGAUUAACUGGGGUCAUGUAAAUUCUGAGGGUUCCAGAAGGAAAGCUCUAGAGGGCAGGGGGUUUCAUGGGGCACCAGGCUUCUCAUGGAGCACACAGAGGGUCCGUGGCAGAGCCAGGACUGGAGCCCAGGCCUCUGGAGUCAAUCAGGGGCAGACAGAGGGCACCCCCGCCACUGCCCUGCUCCUGGCAGCUGACAGUGGGGCUCUUCAAAAGCCAUUCUUCUACUGAGUGCCAGGCAGGUUGCCCCUGCACAGCUCUCAGGAGAGGACAGCAGCCUUCCCAAGGUGGGCUCAGAGCCCAGAGUGGAAGCCACGGAAGCGCUGGGGCAAGAAGACAGCUGUUCCCAGCCCUGGUGUCCUGCUGGGUCCUGUCACCCUGGCCCACACAGGCAGAGCGUCAAUGCCCCUGCCCUCCUUGCAGGUGCUGUGGACGAAGCCUUUCUGCCCAAAUUCUAUUCUGUCCCAAGGACUCUCCUCCUUCCUCACCCACUCUCCAGGGAGCCCAGGCUGACCCUCUGAAGUCUGGGGGCUUUGUCUUCCUUCUUCUUUCCUUACAAACCAUGGGCAUUUUCGGAUUUAGAGGUGAGGAAGGAAAUCAGGUCACUGUAAGCUCUUCCUUUACUGGCACCAUUGAUCCAUUUAUCCUUCUCUUCCCUCAGCCCCCUCCCCCAGUGCCACUCUGGACAUCUGUCCCAGCCAAACUCUCACCUUCCACUGUCCUUGCAGCCAGAAGCUAGUCCAGUCUCUGCGCCCUGCUCCAGUCCCCUCUCCUAAAACCGGGGAGGAGGCUGGUCUGCACGGUGCCCAGAGCCACCCCCAGUUUGGCCUCUGCCUCAGUUUCCCCUUCUCGGGCCUCAGUUUCCCAUCUGCUCAUUUGGAUUAAGGAUGCGUGCUCUCCACACCCAGAGGAUGAAGCGCUAGGGAGGUCGGAGGAGGAGGAAGGGCCCCCUCUGUGCAGUAUUUUCGACCCCGCGGCUCGGCUCCGGGUCCUCGGCACGCCCCUCCCUCUCUCCUCCCCGCCCGCCUCUCCCCCGCCCCUCCUCGCGCGGGUCCCGCGGCUCGCUCUUCAGAGGGCCCCUUUCCCCCGCCGCCCCGCGCCCACCCCGGGGUCCCAGCGCCCCGCCCGCCGCCGCCGCCGCCGCCGCCGCCCCCGCCAGGCCCGGCCCCGCCGCAGCGCGGGCGGUCAGUGCGCAGCCCGGCGCCCGCAGCCCGGAGCCAGACCGAGGGCUCGGAGCGAACCCGACCGACCGCCGCCCCGCCAGGAUUAAUUAAGGCUUCUUCCAUCAAAAGGGGACUUAUCUUCUUGAGAGCCUGAGGGGUUUUCAAGGCGCCAUGCUGCCGCUCCUGCUGGGCCUGCUGGGCCCGGCCGCCUGCUGGGCCCUGGGCUCCACAGAGCUGCGCUCAGCCUUCUCGGCGGCACGCACCACCCCCCUGGAGGGCACGUCGGAGAUGGCAGUGACCUUCGACAAGGUGUACGUGAACAUCGGUGGAGACUUCGACGCGGCCACCGGCCAGUUCCGCUGCCGCGUGCCCGGGGCCUACUUCUUCUCCUUCACAGCCGGCAAGGCCCCGCACAAGAGCCUGUCGGUGAUGCUGGUGCGCAACCGCGACGAGGUGCAGGCGCUGGCCUUUGAUGAGCAGCGGCGGCCCGGCACGCGGCGUGCCGCCAGCCAGAGCGCCAUGCUGCAGCUCGACUACGGCGACACGGUGUGGCUGCGGCUGCACGGCGCCCCGCAGUACGCGCUUGGUUCGCCUGGCGCCACUUUCAGCGGCUACCUGGUGUACGCAGACGCCGACGCGCCGGUGGGCGGGCCACCUGCAGCCCCGGAGCCGCGCUCGGCCUUCUCGGCGGCACGCACGCGCAGCCUGGUGGGCUCGGACGCGGCUCCCGGGCCACGGCACCAGCCGCUCGCCUUCGACACGGAGCUGGUCAACAUUGGCGGCGACUUCGACGCGGCGGCCGGCGUGUUCCGCUGCCGCCUGCCCGGCGCCUACUUCUUCUCCUUCACACUGGGCAAGCUGCCGCGCAAGACGCUGUCGGUGAAACUGAUGAAGAACCGAGACGAGGUGCAGGCCAUGAUUUACGACGACGGCGCGUCGAGGCGCCGCGAGAUGCAGAGCCAGAGUGUGAUGCUGGCGCUGCGGCGCGGCGACGCCGUGUGGCUGCUCAGCCACGACCACGACGGCUACGGCGCCUACAGCAACCACGGCAAGUACAUCACCUUCUCCGGCUUCCUGGUGUACCCCGACCUCACCCCCACCGGCCCACCCGGCUUCGGCCCUCCGGAGCUCUGAGCCUCGACCCAGGGAGGAGCCCAGGGCGCUGCGGGGGCGUGCAUGCUGAGCCGGGACCGCGGCCCGAACACCCCGCCGGCGCAAGCCUGACGGCCCGCCCAGCGUGGCUGGACUCUGCCAAUAAAGUGGGCCUGCAUCUAUCUGCCACGUCCCCC
Messenger RNA from Sus scrofa (pig), 3600 nucleotides. RefSeq names its product C1q and TNF related 4 (gene C1QTNF4). Lineage: Eukaryota; Metazoa; Chordata; Mammalia; Artiodactyla; Suidae. Gene Ontology annotation, molecular function: protein binding. The record is from RefSeq and is a predicted model, not a curated record.